CCCAGCAUUCUGAAGACUGGCCUCAGCUUUUGAGACUUGGUGCUCUUUCUCUCUGCUUCUCCUGAGUAGCUGCAAACCUACUUGCAGGGGAGUUCAUGAUCAAGUGAUUGUCUGAUCGAUGUCUGUAUCCCUCACUACACUGGAAGUGCCACGGUAGCUCUCCUGCUCUCCUUGCCACCAGAUCCCCAGUGUCCGCACGACUCCAUGGACCCUGAAGACAGAAGCUAACACUGACUGUGCAUUUACUAAGGCCCGGCUGCAGUAAUUUUUUAAAUCAACUCGAAAAUGAGGUUCUGCAAAGCCCAGUGGGUAGGGAUGCCAAGAAGGUCAGGGUCCUGCUGAUGCUUCCCUUCUCCCCCUCGUCCUAAAACCUCCUGUUCCUCCCUCCCGGAGAGCCCAGGAAAGUGUCACCCAGACAGGAGGCUGAAGCCACAUGUGGGAGUUUCUGAAACCUGGAUUUGCUAUGCGGCCUUAGGCAAGUCACUUCACUUCCUCUCUUUGGGCCUCAGUUGCCUUAUCUGUCACAGAGGGACAAUAACUGCUGCCUUGCCCACUUCCAAGGGUAGUUGUGGAGGCUCAAAGCAGGGCUGGGCUGAUUUCUUGGCCCCGGCAUUAAAAGGGACAUAGCAAAACUGGAGAAGGUCCCCAGGGAGCGAUCAGAAUGGAGCAGGGGCCCCUGGUCCACCAGCUGCAGCAGGAGGACCAAGAAAUCAGGCUCUAUUUUGUGCCCAGCCGAGGGCUUGGCACACGGAGGGUCAUUAAUGCACAUUUAUAAGUGAUAAAUCAGUGAGAGUUCCCACUGGGAAUGAUGACAAAGGUUAGCCUGGAGAAGAGGUUCAUGGGAAAUCAGCGAAUUGAUCUCCAAGCUGCAGAAUGGCUGUGAUGAGAAACUGGGGAGAGAUGGUUAGAGACAGGUCCUGGGGACAGGUGUAAGAGCACAAAUUUCAAUUCCAUAUGAGGGCCAUGGGGGAAUGAGCUCUCAUUAAGGGUUUGCAACGUGUCUUGUAACUGGAUAGGAAUAGCUAAGUUCUACUGAGCCCUGCUGCGAGGCUGUAAAGGUUAGGGUGGGGAUCCUGUGUCUGGAGCCAUGUGGCCUGCAUUUGAAUCUUUGCUUUGCCACUAACCAGCUGUGUGACCCUGGGAGAGUUACAUCCCAUCUCUGUAAACUGGGGUAAUAAAGUUGCUUACUCAGGAGUAGCUCUAAGGAUUACAGCAUGUGUACGUUUAUCCAUCGGUCCGUCCUAGAACAGAGCCUGGCAAAUAGUGUUCAGUAAGUGCUGUGCGAUUGUUGGCCAAUACCAUUACUUUUUCUUGGUCCCAAACUAUUUGGUUUCACUUAAUCUUUAUGAUGAUCCUACAAGAAGUGCUGCUAUUAUCCCCAUGAUCUACACAGGGACACUGAGGCUCACGCACAUUCAGCAAUGUCCCCAGUGCCACCCAUCUUGAACGUGGCAGCGCCAGAACUUGAGAUAACCUUUCUGCUCUCCUGCAGCCCUGCGGUUGGAGGAUCAGAUGAGACCGUGAGUGGCACAGCUCCGGAGGAGGUGAAAGGGAUGUGUACAGGAGCAUCAAAGCUUCACUUUGUUCUAGGUCCUGAAAUGUGAUGGAGGAGGAAAUAGACUCUGAGACUCUGGGCAACAGGCACAUGUCCCUGCCCUUCUGGAAAUCUUGGGUCCAGGGGAGGACAAGGUGAGAAAACAGGCUCUUCCGUGAACUAGAGACAGAGCUGAACUGGAACUGCGAGGACUACACCUGCUGUUUGCAGCCCAGAGCUGCUUCUGCCUCGACAGAUGGCUAUUCACCGCUCACUCAGGCAGCCUGCCCUUCAUAUCCUCCCCGUACUCGCCUGCCCUCUCUUGAGCCUCCUUGCUUUUCCUUGAACACAUCACACACACCCCUGCCCCAGAACAUCUGCACGAGCUGUUCCCUCUGCCUGGAAUGCUCUUCCCACCGACGCCCACCUGACUCGCCUCCUUGCCUCACUCUGCUGAAGCGUACCUCCCGGACCACGUACCUGUGUCCAGCAGCUCCUCAUCCUCCCACAUGCCGGGCCCAUGUCACUUACCUUCCUGGCACUGACCACCUACCUGACCUUUCGUUACAUGAUGUAGUUAUAUAUUAUAGCUGCUCUACUAUAUCCAGUUUUAUAACUAUUGAUUCUCUCCCUCUUCUCUCCAUCUGCUCCUUGAGGUCAGGAGUUUUGUCUGUUUGGUUCACCAUUCUACCCCCAGCAGCUAGUACAGUUUCUGACACACACCCCGAGCCAUGAUGAAGACCUUGUCCAGCGGGAACUGCACGCUCAGCGUGCCCGCCAAGAACUCGUACCGCAUGGUGGUGCUGGGUGCGUCGCGGGUGGGCAAGAGCUCCAUCGUCUCUCGCUUCCUCAACGGCCGCUUCGAGGACCAGUACACGCCCACCAUCGAGGACUUCCACCGGAAGGUCUACAACAUCCGCGGCGACAUGUACCAGCUGGACAUCCUGGACACGUCUGGCAACCACCCCUUCCCCGCCAUGCGCAGGCUCUCCAUCCUCACAGGUGACGUCUUCAUCCUGGUGUUCAGCCUGGAUAACCGGGAGUCCUUCGAUGAGGUCAAGCGCCUCCAGAAGCAGAUCCUGGAGGUCAAGUCCUGCCUGAAGAACAAGACGAAGGAGGCGGCAGAGCUGCCCAUGGUCAUCUGUGGCAACAAGAGCGACCACAGUGAGCUCUGCCGCCAGGUGCCUGCCGCCGAGGCCGAGCUGCUGGUGUCGGGGGACGAGAACUGUGCCUACUUCGAGGUGUCGGCCAAGAAGAACACCAACGUGGACGAGAUGUUCUACGUGCUCUUCAGCAUGGCCAAGCUGCCGCACGAGAUGAGCCCCGCGCUGCACCGCAAGAUCUCUGUGCAGUACGGCGACGCCUUCCACCCCAGGCCCUUCUGCAUGCGCCGCGUCAAGGAGGUGGACGCCUACGGCAUGGUCUCGCCCUUCGCCCGCCGGCCCAGUGUCAACAGUGACCUCAAGUACAUCAAGGCCAAGGUCCUUCGGGAGGGCCAGGCCCGGGAGCGGGACAAAUGUACCAUCCAGUGAGCGGGAGGGACCCCGGGUGGGUUUGGGCCGUGCCUUAUGGGAGGUGGCCCUGCGCCUGCCGUCCACAUUCCUCCCGCCAUGAGGCCCGAGCGAUGGUCCAGUUCAAAGAGCGUUGGCGCCAGGAUGGAGCAGGCCAGACUCUAAUCUCUGUACAUUCUCCUGCGUCCUUGCCGCUUCCCUCUGAUUCCUCUUCUCCGAGGUUCCCCCCUCGUUUUAGCUCCUCUGUGCGGGGCCAGAGACAAGGCUGGGAGAUGAAGGAAGUAUGCAGGGACCCAAGCCAGAGCCUUCCUACCCUUGGGUUGCAAGAACCGCUGAUGUCAGAGGGGCUGGGAUCCCUACAUCCCCUAGGGCCUCCUGGACAGUCCAGGAUGAAAAGAACUCCAGCUCCAUGGGAGGGUCUCCACUGUGCUGGGGUGAGACCCAGCUUGGCUUAGGUGGUGGCUGGGAGACGCCCCCUCCCAAUCCUAAAAUUCUUGCCCUCUGGCUUGGCCGUGACUACCCCUGCCCCCAAAGCUGGCCGCCAGCUGGUCCUGACAUCAAGCCGGUGGCAUUUGUGUGUGUGAAGGGAGGCAUGUCCCGUCUCCUGGACCACGUCCAGGCCCUGCACCACCUCCCUCAGCCUCCGCCCCCAGGCCCUCACAGCUGCAGGGCGUGCUUUGCUAGUGCUGACGUUCUUGCGUUGUGUGUAGCGGUAGCAAUGGAAACCAUUGUACUGUGAGCACCUAAUGACCUCUCGUUGGCCAGAGCCCCCACUCAUCCCCCCAGUUCAGAUUCACUGCCCCUGCUGAGGACACACCUCCCUGGUCCCAGGCGGGCUUCCCAGGGCCUGCCUGCAGCUACACUCACAGACCGCUGGGCCAGGGCAGAGGCAGCCGCGGCUCUGAGCGGAGGGACGCGCCCAGCCCACGCCACCUGCAGCUAGUUCAGGGCAGAGCUCUGCCUAGAACCAGGUCUCCCAUGCUUGUUCCACAAGCGUUUACUGAGCUCCUGCAGGGUGCGGGGGUCACUGUGUGCUAGGAAACUGCAGAGUGUGAGCCAUGCACUUUACGGCCCCGGCGCCAGGCCCCCUAGCCUCAGCCUGUCUCCCUUCACCCCCCGACUGCCCCACUGCCUUUUGCACAGCAGCUCUUGGGAGGCGCAGCACAGCAGCCAGGAACCAGAGCUGAGCCCCAGAGAGGCCGGUGAGAAAAGCUCCCGGUGGGUCUUUCCCUCCUGCCUGGGAUUGGACUAUGCUGGGAACUAGGUGUGGGAGUUGAACCUGGAGACCAAAGGUCUUGUGAUCAGAUCAGCUCUUAACAAAUACAUUUUGUGUCUUAAUAUCUUUUAAAAUAUUGAAGUUUAGGGCUACAAGGACCCUUAGUGAUUAUCUACUGAGUCUAAGGCCCAGAGAGGGUAAGUAACUAGCCUCAGGUCACAGAGCAAGUCUAUGAAUGGCAGGAGCAGGGCCAGGUCUGGGCGUUCAGCACACACCAAGAUGUGCCCCUUUCCUGAUGCUUCCUCAGCCCCUGGGGCCUUCAGAGAUUUGAAGUGUCUUCUCUCCAACCCUCUCCCUAACCUGGUCUUUGAGGGUUCUAUAGACUCUGUGUACAUCAUGUCCAUGUAUUUGCACGUCCACGCACGUGAACACACAGACAAAUACAUGCCCUAGCCCCAGCUCUGCAUACCCUACCCCCUGCCCUGGCAACUGCCGCUCAAGGCGGCAGCUCUGACCCUGCAUCUGUGCCCCUGCCCGGCCGCGGCCUGAACCCUCUAAGCAGACCAGGGACCUUGGCCAGGACAGGUGUGUGGCCUGCUGUCACCUGGUCACACCCCUGCUGCCCUAGAUCUCUGUGUACACUACCAAUUAAAGUGGGUUUGUUUCUAA
Manis javanica (Malayan pangolin) is the source of this 4930-nucleotide messenger RNA. The record is from RefSeq and is a predicted model, not a curated record. Lineage: Eukaryota; Metazoa; Chordata; Mammalia; Pholidota; Manidae.